AUGAACUCAACGCGAUCCUGGGCUAUCACCGAUAACCAUCAUGCCAAUUAUCCCGGAUGGCUCGGCCACAGCGAACAGCUCAUCUGGCUGGAAGCCAUGAAUAAUGGGUACGCUCGCUUUGUUGUUAGGGAUGGUCGUCUUCGAAGUGCCCAGUACAUUGUGGGAACUGUUCCUGGCCCAGUCCAGAAUCUCAAAGUGGGAUCUCUUGCAUUGAGGGAGGACUGUGACGAUGAUCUGUCUUUCGCAGUUGUUGGCCAAGCUAAUACAGAUGGAACACUUUUCAAUCCUGAUGAUAAGGUUAGUGCACAUGAUCCCCGCUAUCCACAAACUACAUUCCCUGGGCGGGGUGCUCAUCGCCCCAAGAGUGUCAUUUGGUUCGGAGGACUGGUGCGCCCAUCACAAGCUACGGAGUCUCAAUAUACGAUGACACCUUUGACGAACUUAAUGAAAUACUUCAAUUUCGGAGAGCUCGAGUCAGAUGGAUCUUUUGACGGCGAUUCUCUGGACUUUAUCAAUGGUAAUUACAAUAUUUUAUUUGUCGCCAAAGACCCUCGGUCCGAUCAAUCCACACAUACAGCCUCGUCAUGCUACCUUUGUCCCAUGACCAAUUGGACUGGAUCCCCUCCAACAGAUCAAUACUACCAUGCUUGGCGAUACCAUGGGUUGGGAGGUUACAUCUCCUCUCCCACUGUAAAUGCGGGCGGGACCGUAGCCCUCUUGUGCAAGAAGAAGGAUGGAGACGCCGCCGACAAGAAUCGAAUUGUACUGGUGACGAAUUUCCAGACUGGGGAAAGCAAAGAGUUCUUUGCGUCCGCUGAUGGCACGGGAGAAUGGAAUCUCAGCCCGUCGUCAGGUUCAUUUGUCUUCAACGGAUCCCUCCUGGUCUAG
Penicillium brasilianum is the source of this 888-nucleotide messenger RNA. The record is from the annotation of a GenBank genome assembly. Lineage: Eukaryota; Fungi; Ascomycota; Eurotiomycetes; Eurotiales; Aspergillaceae.